AUGAGGCUUUUUACCGCAGUUACUGCGCUCUGCGGGCUACUCCUGCCCAGCAGCGUAGUAUGCGCCGAUGAACGAGUCGCUGCGCUCAGCGAAUUCAACCCCCCGCAAGUGUUUAAGAAUACGAAUCUGGUCCGGAACACCAAUUUGGAGAAGGGAUAUGUUCGGGAGACGGUCAAUGUGGUCGUGGAAAACGUGGACAAGCAGCCGCAGAGCGACUACUACCUGCCGUUCCCAUCGGACGUGUUUGACAAGGUUGGAAGUCUGGAAGUGAGAGACAAGAAGGCAGCAGAGAAGGGAAGAUUUGACGUGGAAGCUGUUGAGCUCGAUUUCCGCAGUGACCUCGAAUACUUUGUUAUUCAUUUCCCGGAGCCUCUCGCUCCCAAGUCGCAAAUAACUCUGGGAAUCUCGUAUACCCUUCUCAAUUCCCUUAACCCACGUCCGGCCGCCAUCGAACAGUCUGACCGUCAAUUCCUCUCCUACUCCUUCUCCGGCUUUACAAUUUCGGCCUACCCUACCGUCACCCAGAAGACGAAACUGAAGUUCCCCAGCACGAAGGUUCCUGACUUUACUGUCACUGAGGGCCUCAAGACUGCCUCAGGCUCUGACCCCGAGCGCCAGGGCGCGACGUUCACCUACGGCCCAUACGACACCUCCAAGAUCGCACCUGGAACGACCUACCCAAUUACCGUUCGCUACGAAUUCACUAAGCCUGUCAUCACGGCUUCUCUGUUGGAACGUGACUUGGAAGUAUCCCACUGGGGUGGUAAUCUGGCGACUGAGGAGCGAUACUGGCUGCGCAACAAUGGCUCUGAAUUGACGAACCAAUUUUCGCGUGUGGAAUGGACCAUUAGCAGCUACCAGAAUUUGCCCUCGUCCGCAUUGCGCGAGCUCAAGUACCCGCUCAAGGCCGGUUCGGUCGACCCCUACUUCAUUGACGAUGUCGGUAACGUUUCCACGAGUCGGUACCGUCCUGGAAAGCCUAACCGCGACGCGCACCUGGAACUUCGUUUUCGGUACCCCAUCUUUGGUGGCUGGAACUACAGCUUCCGGACCGGAUGGAACAACGGCCUUUCUCAAUUUCUGCGCCGUGCGGCGACUGGUGCGGAUUCAUACGUCCUGAAGGUGCCGUUCAUCGAGGGUCCUAAGGCUCCCGAGGGCGUUCAGUACGAGAAUGUUGUUGUCCGCUUAGUUCUUCCUGAAGGAGCUCGGAAUGUCAAGUAUGAGUUGGUGGAAGGAUCUGCCAGCAAUGGCCUUCCUGGUCCCAACCAGAUUCGGUCUCACCUGUCCAGCCACAAGACCUAUAUGGACACGUUGGGCCGGACCGUGCUGACCCUGGAAGCGGAGAAUCUUUCUGACGAGGCUCGUGAUUCUCAGCUUGUGGUCACUUAUGAUUACACUCUGUUGGAUGGACUGCGCAAGCCAUUUACCAUCACAGCUGGUCUUUUGACAGUUUUUGCUGCUGCAUGGUUCAUUGGAAACAUUGAUGUGAGCAUCAAGAAGCGGUAG
Messenger RNA from Aspergillus chevalieri, 1506 nucleotides. RefSeq names its product dolichyl-diphosphooligosaccharide--protein glycotransferase subunit OST1 (gene OST1). The transcript has 3 exons. Lineage: Eukaryota; Fungi; Ascomycota; Eurotiomycetes; Eurotiales; Aspergillaceae. The coding region runs from base 1 to 1506 and encodes 501 amino acids. Gene Ontology annotation, cellular component: oligosaccharyltransferase complex; membrane. The record is from RefSeq and is a predicted model, not a curated record.